Molecule: messenger RNA, 579 nt
Organism: Mercurialis annua (annual mercury)
Lineage: Eukaryota; Viridiplantae; Streptophyta; Magnoliopsida; Malpighiales; Euphorbiaceae
Product: photosystem I reaction center subunit V, chloroplastic
Exons: 1
Coding region: 102-566 (154 amino acids)
Biological process (GO): photosynthesis
Cellular component (GO): photosystem I; chloroplast thylakoid membrane
Source: RefSeq, a predicted model, not a curated record
UCCAAUUUUUCCAAAGUAUAUCAUCUUAACCAUAUCUUUAUCCACCACCCACCCACUCAUUACACACUCCAUUGCAAUUUCCUCAUCAACCUCCAACAAAAAUGGCAACCUCCACCUUCCUCUUCACACCCACAAUCAAAACCCACAGUCUAAUCUCCCCAUCAACCAUCUCAUUCCAAGGUCUCCGCCACACAAAGGCCAAAACCGCCCUACCAAGCCUCACCACCACCACCACCUCACGGAGGAGCUUCGCCGUCAAAGCUGAGCUGAGUCCGUCACUGGUCAUAAGCUUAAGCACUGGGCUGUCUCUGUUUCUGGGGAGAUUCGUUUUCUUUAACUUCCAAAGAGAAAAUGUGGCCAAACAAGUGCCGGAGCAAAACGGAGUGUCGCAUUUUGAGGCCGGAGAUGUUCGUGCUAAGGAAUACGUUAGUCUUCUGAAAUCGAAUGAUCCAGUAGGGUUUAAUAUUGUUGACGUUCUUGCAUGGGGUUCUAUUGGUCAUAUUGUUGCUUAUUAUAUCUUGGCUACUGCUAGUAAUGGCUAUGAUCCUAGCUUUUUCCCUAAAUAAAUGCAGUUUUUUU